AAAUAGUCAUUUCCCGUUGCCCCUUGUCAACUCUCCAUUUUCUUCUCUGCUUCCUUAGCCACAGCCAGCGUUGAUUUUUUGUGUGCUUGCGUCCACUACUCCGUUUGUGAGCUCACGUAGCCGUUUACCUCUUUGUAGUCCUCUAGUGGUGGCUAAAGCCAAAGCAGCAUUCAGAUUCACCAUGAAGACGACGUCGGCUGUUCUGUUCCUGUUUGCAGUGUUCCUCCCACUCGCAAUCUCCGUUCCCACGCCGCUAACAUGUCCGUUGACGGGGAAACCGCCUAGCGUUCCAAAUAUCCCGUCCGCACGCUGUCUGGAUGCAGCCAAGUCGUCUUGCUGCGAGGACUGCAGCGAUUUCCGCUACGCACUGAACCUACUCACAGCAGAUGUGACCAAGCUUGUCGCCGACAUCCAGCCAGACUACGCAAAACUCGUCCCUGAAGGCACGGAAAUUCAGUUCUGCAGUAUGUUUGAAGGAAAGGAGAGCUGUUCGCUCCUGGUGGAAAGCAUGAUCUGCGCUAUAACCUGCAAUCCAGGUUCAAGCAACUACGUGACUUUUAAAAAUGGAGCGACAACCGUAACGGUCUGCGAAGCCAUGGCGAACCGAGUCUACGACGCCUGCUCUGGACUCACUUAUAGCAGUUUCAAGCUAAGCACGCUAAUCAAGGAUGCGAGCGGCUUCAUGUCGGGUGCCAUGACCAGCAUCGUCAAGAUGGCAACAGGACUGAAAGACGUGACUAUCAACGUCGACAAGGCUGACGGUAAAUGCUACACUGGUCCCAAGGCGCUUCCGAAGUCUACCUCCUGCUGCAAUAACAUGGCUGUGCCCGGAAACUGCCCUGCUGGCGUUGUUGACGCCAACCAGUUCAGCGAGUCGUUUGGGAAGAUCAAGAGCAGUGCAUCGUGCGGUAAUGCUACAGGGCAAAGUGCACCCCCGCCACUAGAAUAUAAGAGAGCUAGCGUCUUCACCGUUUCACUUGUAUCUCUAGUGUCCAUGCUUGCUGGACACUUACUGUUUUAGGGAAGUUCCGCUUGAGGAACAAUUUGCAGAGUGGAAUCUGAAGUCAAACAAAGUGGUGUUAUCAUAAUUUACUGUGAAAUGAU
Messenger RNA from Closterium sp. NIES-67, 1104 nucleotides. NCBI's taxonomy places the organism in Eukaryota, Viridiplantae, Streptophyta, Zygnematophyceae, Desmidiales, Closteriaceae. The record is from the annotation of a GenBank genome assembly.